GAGUUGUUCGAACAACUUCAAUGGCCGUCGAGCUCACUUGGCACCCUCCGGAAAGCGCCGCGGCGGUGCUGGAUUAUGAGGUUCGGUGGGAGGAGGAGGAGGCGGCGACUUCACCAGAAGAGGGUGCCGAAGAACAACGGGUGCGAACAACCCAGACCAUGACAAGGAUUUUGGGUUUGAGGCCAUCUACACGAUACGUCUGCCAAGUCCGGGCUCUCAAUUCCUGCGGCUGGUCCCGUUGGUCGGUUCGUGUUCCAUGCCGAACCGACGUUUGCAGGGAUGCGGCUUGGCAGGACACGAAGGAUGCAGGUGCUGCAGGGGAACAGGAAAACAAGGACACCCUCGAUGUCUCCAGCAAGCCGCUGGAAAGUAUUGCCAAAGCCUGGCAAUUCAGCUCGGCUGCCGAGUGCAUGCCAUUGCCGAGUGCGCGCCCGCACCCGGUUCCGAGACUGGAACAUGACAACACCUCGUGGAGUGUUAGACAACGCUUGCUGAAACAUGUGCUUUCCCCCGCGCGCUUUUCCCAUGCAAGCGAAGUGGAAGCAGAGAAGCGGGAGGACGAACUGCAACUUGCUGUUGCGUAG
Molecule: messenger RNA, 584 nt
Organism: Symbiodinium necroappetens
Lineage: Eukaryota; Dinophyceae; Suessiales; Symbiodiniaceae
Source: the annotation of a GenBank genome assembly